This is a messenger RNA of Abrus precatorius (Indian licorice), 2027 nucleotides long. RefSeq names its product ATPase WRNIP1. Lineage: Eukaryota; Viridiplantae; Streptophyta; Magnoliopsida; Fabales; Fabaceae. Bases 129 to 1802 code for a protein of 557 amino acids. Gene Ontology annotation, molecular function: ATP binding; single-stranded DNA helicase activity; protein binding. The record is from RefSeq and is a predicted model, not a curated record. Gene Ontology annotation, cellular component: nucleus. Gene Ontology annotation, biological process: DNA-templated DNA replication; regulation of DNA repair. The transcript has a single exon.
GGGUGAUGAGUGAUGGAAUAUACUAAUAGAUAGAAGAGAGGAGGGAAAAGGUCCACUCUGCACUGCACGCUUUGGAAUAGAAUAGAAUAAAAUAAAGAAGAAGAUUGGAAGAGUGGAAUCAGAGGAAGAUGGAGAUGCAGCAGCUUCUCAGCAUGGGCUUCCCCGACGAGUUAGCUGCCCAAGCCUUGGCUGCCACCGGCGGCAAAUCCACCGUCAAAGCCACCGAAUGGAUUCUCACUCACAAGUCCAACACCAACACCAACUCCUUUCAGCCCAAGCUCGACAGGUUCUUCCAUUCCCAUUCCCAUUCCCAAUCCCAAUCCCAACCCCAAGAAGAAGAAGAAGAACCAUCCAAACGCCCUAAGUUGUCUCAAUCUCCUCAACAGCAGCACCAGCAGCAACUACAACAACACUGGCCUUCCAUCUUCUUCAAGAAACACCCCAACAGCAACAACAAUACUCACAUUCACGAACCCUUAUACGAGCGCCUGCGUCCCAGAACCCUGGACGACGUCGUUGGACAGGACCAUCUCCUCUCCCCGAAAUCCCUCCUUCACUCCGCAAUCCAACGCAGUCGCCUCCCUUCCAUCCUCUUGUGGGGUCCACCCGGCACCGGUAAGACAACUAUCGCCAAAGCCAUUGUCAAUUCCGCUACUUCUUCAACCUGUUACCGCUUUGUUUCCUUAUCUGCCGUCACUAGCGGCGUUAAAGACGUCAGAGACGCCGUUAACGAAGCCAGAAAACUCAGACUCAAAACCAACCAAACAACCGUUCUCUUCGUCGAUGAGGUUCACAGAUUCAACAAGUCUCAGCAGGACUCUUUCUUACCCGUCAUCGAAGAUGGCAGCAUUGUCUUCGUUGGAGCCACCACCGAGAACCCUUCUUUCCAUUUGAUCACUCCCCUCUUGUCUCGCUGCCGCGUUCUUACUCUUAACCCUCUUCAACCCCACCAUCUUGCCCUGCUUCUCAACCGGGCCGUCAAUGACCCUGACAAAGGCUUGAUGCAGAGCGUGGGGUUUCAAGUGGAUUUAACAGAGGAUGUUGUUGAUUUUAUAAGCAACAACUGUGACGGGGAUGCUCGUGUCGCCUUGAAUGCAUUGGAGAUUGCUGCUGUUACGGCUGCUGCACGGCUACAGCGUGUUAAUCUUAGGAACUCUAAGCAAAAGGAAGAAGAAGUUGAUCUUCACCCCAACGAGGAAUGCAAGGUUGCUGCUCUUGUUACUCUUGAUGAUGCCAAGGAGGCACUUCAGUGCAAGCACCUUGCUUAUGACAAAGCUGGGGAAGAGCAUUAUAAUCUAAUCAGUGCACUGCACAAAUCCAUGAGGGGAAGCGAUGCUGAUGCUGCCAUUUAUUGGUUGGCAAGAAUGAUAGAGGGAGGUGAGGAGCCUCUUUACAUUGCACGUAGACUCAUAAGGUUUGCAAGUGAGGAUGUUGGGUUGGCUGAUCCAACGGCUCUUGCUCAGGCUGUUUCCUGCUACCAAGCUUGCCACUUUUUAGGAAUGCCAGAAUGCAAUGUCAUUCUCGCACAGUGUGUUGCUUACUUGGCCUUGGCUCCUAAAUCUGUCGCUGUUUAUCGAGCAAUAGAAGCAGCUCAGAAGGCAGUGAAGGAAUCGGUUGGACAGAAUGAGGGAGUGCCUCUUCAUCUGAGGAAUGCACCAACCAAAUUAAUGAAGGAUAUUGGAUAUGGGAAGGGAUACAUUUACCCUCCCGACAACCCUUCCUCAACACAGACCUACUUACCACCAUCACUUCAAGGAUACAAGUUCCUCGAUUGGCCUGACAGGAUCCCCUCCGAUGGAUAAAUUUAUUAAAUCAAGAUCCGGAAUUGUUAUGUCCCAUUUUUUGGUCUUUGGGUAGGGCGCAAGGGGGGCACGAGGUGCAUACUGCGUACAAUGUUAUGUAUAUUUCUCCACCAUCAUUUCUAUUUUUUAUUUUUUGUUUGCAUCACUAAGAAAUAUAUACAGUGAUGGGGGAAUGUAAAAUGCUUAAAUCCUCAUUUUGAUGAACUUGUUUUUAAUUUUAGCUUU